Macrosteles quadrilineatus (aster leafhopper) is the source of this 4104-nucleotide messenger RNA. It is a transcript of the gene Arpc2, whose product is annotated as probable actin-related protein 2/3 complex subunit 2. Lineage: Eukaryota; Metazoa; Arthropoda; Insecta; Hemiptera; Cicadellidae. The transcript is spliced from 7 exons. Bases 121 to 1026 code for a protein of 301 amino acids. The record is from RefSeq and is a predicted model, not a curated record. Gene Ontology annotation, cellular component: actin cytoskeleton; Arp2/3 protein complex. Gene Ontology annotation, biological process: Arp2/3 complex-mediated actin nucleation; actin filament polymerization. Gene Ontology annotation, molecular function: actin filament binding; structural constituent of cytoskeleton.
AUGGCUGAAGUUGAAGUUAGUCAUAUUCUAGUUUCCGGUUGCUUACACCCAGUUUUUGUAGGAUAGGGUUAUUUUUAAUAAUAUGUUUGUGUACUUGUAAGUUAUAAUAGAGACAAAAUUAUGAUCUUGUUAGAGAUCAAUAACCGUAUUGUGGAAGAAACGCUCACAUUAAAAUUUAAGAAUGCUUUGGCUGGCCAUAAACCAGAAUCGAUAGAUAUCAGUAUUGCUGACUUUGAUGGAGCGUUAUUCCACAUUUCCAAUGUGGGAGGAGAUAAAACCAAAGUUCGGACAAGCAUUUCACUCAAGUUCUACAAACAACUGCAAGAGCAUGGAGCGGAUGAACUUUUGAGGAGAGAAUACGCCUCCUUGCUGAUUGAACCUGAAGAUGGUUACAAUGUUUCGGUGCUAAUAAGUUUAGACAACAUACCUACCAAUUGGGAAGAAGUUGUGAAAAAGAUCGGCCUUUUGAAAAGGAAUUGUUUUGCUUCAGUUUUUGAAAAAUAUUUUGACUUCCAAGAAAGAGGAGAGGAGGGACACAAACAAGCAGUUAUCAAUUAUAGAAAUGAAGAAACUAUGUAUGUCGAAGCAAAGUCUGACAGAGUAACGGUAGUAUUUAGCACAAUAUUUAAGGAUGAAAAUGACAUAGUGAUAGGGAAAGUGUUUAUGCAAGAGUUCAAAGAAGGGCGCAGGGCGAGUCACACGGCGCCGCAAGUCCUCUUCAGCCAUAGAGAGCCGCCACUGGAGUUGCAGAACUCAAACGCUCUGGUGGGAGAGAAUAUAGGAUAUAUCACAUUUGUUUUAUUUCCAAGGCAUACAAAUCGGACUGCAAGAGAGAACACUAUCAACCUCAUACACAUGUUUCGGCAUUACUUGCACUACCAUAUUAAAUGUUCAAAAGCGUACAUUCAUUCUCGGAUGCGUGCUAAGACAUCAGACUUCCUGAAAGUGCUCAAUCGUGCAAGGCCUGAACCCAAGAACGUCGAGAAGAAAACCAUUACGGGUCGCACGUUCAUCAGGAAGGAAUGAUUACUUGCUGCCAGUAGGUAAAUGUGUACAAACGGAGGCCGUGGAGCCACUACACUGCCACACGGACACUCGACUGGAGUGCCUAUACAGUACCAUCACCAAACAUGUAAACAACUUGGUUUGUCUAAAAUAAUAUUGUAAUAAGGUUUUCUGCUUUUAAAAUCAUAUUUGAGUUGGUUUAUUAGAGAUGGUUACCAUUAUUUAGAAUAAGGAUGUGAGUUCGGAUAGCUUAUUUGACAAAAUUAGAGUGCAAGUUUACAGAUGGAAUGAGUCGAGCAUAACUACGUUUGACUUUAAUUAUUUAUAUUAGGCUCUUAGUUGGUUUUGUUGAUACUAAUCAUUUAGUGUUGUUAAUAAUCACAAAUAACGUUUUAUUUAAGAGCAAUUUUAUAGGCUUUUAAUUGCUUUUAUUUCCAAGUAGGCCUACAACCAAUUGCUUGUAAUUUUUUUGUAAGGCAAAUAAUAUCCUAGUCGAAAUAAAUCAAGACUGGUCUUUAUGCUAGAUUACUUAUCUUCUGAUAAAAACUAGUUCUCUUAAAUGAUUAAUUUAUGUUCUUAGAUUGUAUUGCGAAACAAAAUAGUUGACACUGAUUAAAUUAAAAUAGCAUACUAUAAUUGUUUGGUUUAAUGGAACAAACUUCACACAUGCACAUAAAAACCUUGUUUUAAUACUUAAAAGUUUAUCCAACUUUUAAUAAACUUGAGGAUUUUGGAUGGUGAUCAGCUUUGCAGAGUAUCGCAUUGUAGCUCAAUUAAAAUUGUUGACCUAGUUGUAAGAGUGUUUAACUGUGUGGCAGUGGUUUAUGUAUAUGUUUGUUAUUAUUAUAACUCAUGUAAAGACUUGUGAAUAUGCAAGAAAAUCCCUGUGAUUAAUUAUGAUAGAUCAGCUGAAUGGAUUCUUCGAUUUCUACGCAAUACUAUUUUUAACGCCAAUGAUCAGUUUUGUUAGCAUUAUUUAAAUUAUGAUUAGUGUUUUAUAAUAAAGCCAUACACUUUUUAACAAUCAAAGUAGAUCAAGUUUAGUUGUAAAAGGUUGGCUAUGGAAGGAAUAUUGACUUGAGACACACCUCUAUGAAUUUUCUUUGAUUACAGUACUUUAAUAAUAGUUGUUUUUUUUUUUUUGGUACUCAUUAGUUAUUGCAAUCCCUGUUUUUUCUUAAGCCUGGCAGCCAUUUAAUUACAUGUUUUUGUGGAUUUCUUGUAAAGUCAGAAUUUGUCAACUGGCUGGGUAGCUGAGUGGUUAUAGUGCUCGCCUAACAAUAGAAAGGUUGCUGCAUCGAUCCUGAGAAAAGUCAGUAGCUUCUUGAUGGUUCGAAACUGGACUCUGUCUCUGAUUAUUGGGCUUUGAAUAAAAUGAUCCUGGCUAAUGAAUCAGCUGAUCUUGGUAAAUAAAAAGUUACACAGAUCAUGUCACACCAUUCUAUGCUCAUCCUUCACUCAUAUUUGGGUAAAAUACGCACAAAGGUGGCGUCCCCAUCUCGAUGGAUAAUGCCUAAAAAGAAUCUGACAAAAUUGAUGUUUCAAAAAAGCUGAAAUACUUUUAUAACAAACACUGAAAACAAUCGCUGGUCUUCUCAAUUUUAUAUUUCAGUUUAAGCACAGUUAUUGAUUAUAAAUUUUACUACAGUGUGAACUGAAAUAGAUGUUGCAAUACAACAAGAUUGCUUUUCAAAAGCAAUAGCUUUGUUGUAUCAAUCACCAGAGACCAGCGGUCUAUAAUGGUUUCUUGGAGUUUUUGUUUGUUGUAGCAAUCAGAUGCGUCAUAAUGAGGUCAUUGUGAUCUCACUCGUAUGCACACUGACUCACACUUGUGGCAUUAAUUGUUUAAUCUAUCUCUACCCAAAUGUUAAAUUGAUUAUUAAAACAUUGCCAUUGGUUGGAUCCCACAAGUUCUUAAUUCAGAUAUUACAAUAUUUUAUCAUAACUUUUUGCAACAAAUUUGUUCUGCUUAAGUUGUUUGUGGGGAAAAAAACUUAUUUGAGUUAAAUCUUAGAGGAUGUGUCCCAGUCCCAGUUUUGGCUGUUCCUCUCUAUAACACCAACACCAGUGUUGUCAACAAAAACAUUGUGCAGAUUUUACUAUAAAAUUGUAAAUAUAUCAAGUUUUUCAACCAUACCAUUUCAAUUUUGGCCUCAAAAUUCCUCUUUAUGUUGAAUAUAUGUUUACAUACAUACGUAUAAUUCACUCUUUAUGGACCUUUUGUAUUAAAUGCACAAUUGACAUCAUAUUUACAAAACACUUACAAAACUUGUUUGUAUUUUUUAUAAAGUAGCCUACAUUUCUUUAAUAUUUUGUUAGACACAUACAAUUAAAAUGUACAUUAAAAUUAAAUCUGAAUAAUUAGUUUAGAAUACUUUUUUAUAUCUUAUUAUAAGCAUAUUCUGUUCUUUAUCAUAAGAAUCGUGAUCUGCUGAAUUUUACAUGAGUUGUAUUUUUUAAGGUAAAAACUGCACAAUACCAAGUUUUAUUAUAAAACUACUAGGAAAAAAUGUGUUAUAUAUAAGUUAUUUUUGUAUUUGUCAAUGUAUUGAUGAGGGAUGUUAUAGUAUGCUGUAUCCAGCAUUUGUCCAACAUGGGUAAUCACAAUGUUGUGUCAACAUAACAUGUUGCCGCACAGUCUGUUAGUACUUGUGCUAAGAGUUUUCCAGUAUAUUUCAGCUUCCAUGUUGGUAAAUCUACAUUCUCUUUCUCCUUAUACAUCCCAAUAUUGCGUUCAUGGUGCAUACACUUAAUUUAGGAAAUUUUAGCCUGUUUGUAUAAUGAAGUAUUUAUUCGUGAGCAGUAGUGGCUGCUUAUAUUGUUAUUUUAUCAUAUAUCGAAUACCUCUGUUCAAAAUCUUUUAGACUUGUACAGAAUAAUGUAAAAUUUGAUUCUUGUUUUCAAAGUUAUUGUAAUUAAUGACAAAAUAUUAUUUUUAAUGCAUUUAUUCGGUUAUGUUAUUUUGUAUAUAUUUUUAUACUUAAUAUUAUGGAAAUAAUUUUCCUGAAGUAACUCUAUUGUUGUAUUUUUUAUUUCAUGUAAUUUAUAGUUAAUUUUCAAAGUAUUUUCAAUAGUUAUUUUAUUGUAAAUAUUAAACAA